Molecule: messenger RNA, 10223 nt
Organism: Motacilla alba alba
Lineage: Eukaryota; Metazoa; Chordata; Aves; Passeriformes; Motacillidae
Gene: CD247
Product: CD247 molecule
Exons: 8
Coding region: 2568-3287 (239 amino acids)
Biological process (GO): cell surface receptor signaling pathway
Cellular component (GO): membrane
Molecular function (GO): transmembrane signaling receptor activity
Source: RefSeq, a predicted model, not a curated record
CCUGUUAAAACUGCAAACCCUGCUGCUUUUUUUUUUCUAGUACAGUCAAAGCUUAACCAGUAAGCGUGAAAAGGGAAUGCUUCUGGGAAUGAAUCAGCCCCUUGCAUUAGAGCUGUUCCAGGAUUUUUUGUGUCCAGAGAAAGGAUGGCAUAUGGAUACACAGAACCAGUUGAAUGUAUGCCUUGACUACUUUAUGAAAGAUCUUAUCCUUACAGAUAAUGAGCUGCACCUUAACCAGCAUUAAACACACUGAGUUGUACUUAGGGACCACUUCAGUUCCCUGACCCAUUCUGUUUCAGGAACCACAGAUCAAAUAUUGCAGUCUUCCCAGUGCAGGUAAUUCUUGAAAAUGUACUUCUCUCCACCCAUAUGUUUAGAUGAAGAGUCAGGUUUAGCUGAGAGCUUUUCUUAACACAGCAGGAAGGGUUUUAUAUUUCCGCUGUGGCCUUGUCUGUAUUGAGAAAAAUUGCUGCUGGUUCAGCUGAACGAGGGUUGGCAUUACUUCCUAGUCCAGGGUUAACAAAGUCCUUACAAUCUGACCAAAGUGAGUAAACUGAAACAUCAGUAUGGUUUAUACUGUUGGUAGAAGUGCAUUUGCCAGACUGGCCAAUGCACAAUGUGGGCAGGAGGUGCUGAGGUUUAUAGUGCUGUGUAGCUCCUGGAGAUGCAAAGACUAGAAAGGCUGAAAAAAAAAGUGACACUCUAAGCAAACCAUUCCUCAUGGUAGAAUUGCAGGCCUCAUGAACACUGAAAAACUUUUUUCCUAGAGAGGAGACCACUUCCCCUUUAUCUUUUCCUCUACUGCUUGUCUGCAUGUGAUUUGCAUCUCUCCCACACCAUGCUUGUUGUGAGGAUAAUUCAUAAUACAAACAUGAGUGCUCUUCUGUAUACUUUGAUUAUAUUUGGAUAAUGAUAAGCUUGCCUUAGUUCAAAAGCUGAGGGAUGGGGAGGUGGGAAUUUCUAGGGGCACUGUCAUGCAAAGUCUUUUUCCGACUCUACCCACACUUCCAAGUGAAGUCCAUAUACUCAAUUUCUCUGACCUUUCCCUAUCUAGACAUCAAAACACACUGGCCCAACUGCUGUUCUCCCAGUGUGCCUACUGUUGCUAUUAAUCUCUCUUUCUUACACAGCUCUUCAUUUCUUUUCCUUACCUUUGGCCUCAGCUCUUUAUUCAAAGUGAUAAUUUGCUGGCUUUCUGCCGGAGGGAGAAGCUAUGAUCAAUAACAGGAGGAGACAGAGGUCAGUGGAAUAGUGAUGAGCAGUGCCAUCUGCUUCUCUGGAAACACCGUUACCCAAAAAUAUCAAUAAUUAGGAUGAUAUUUCAGCUUUUGGAUAAGGCAUCAGUGAGAUGGAGGCAGCCAGCAGUGAAGGCAGGGGUCUUUUUUUCUGCUCACUAAUUCCUUGUUUCAGCCAAUCUUCUGUCACACAGAGACGUGGACAGAAAGGGCUUUAUCCAGCUUGCACUGGAAUAUAGAACAUGUACCUGAGCACAGCCAUUUCUGGGGCUAAUGACACCUCCUUCAGGUUCAGUGCAUGGCAGCUCUCCUGGGCUGUGCUCUGCUUUCUGCCUGGUGGUGUCAGAGCCCAUCUCUAGCCUUUUCUUGGAGCUUUUGGGGUAGAAGAGCCACAAAGAAAACCCUCCCCAGGGCUGGGAGAGAGCAGAGACUCAGCAGCAUUGCCUGGGUAUCACAGAAGGGUAUGCUGCACUAUUACACCUGGUGCUAGACUACUACUAGUGUCUAGUACUUUUGGUAUUGACUGGCACAAUAUGUAAUUAUUCAAUUAAAGGAAAAGACAGUUUUAUCCAUGUAUUAGCUUUUAUUACUCCAGACGGCAAGGUGAUUAAUUUCUUCCAAGAACUUCAUUUUACUUUGCCUUCAAAAGCCUUGCUUUUUGUGUGCACAAUAACUCUCAUCCCACCAUACUUUAGGGAAAUUUUUAUCACUUGUUUCUGUACCUCCUGGAGAUGCACAUUCCUCUUUCUUUUAUAAGAAUUAGAGACAGGAGAAAAAAAAAUUAUGCAUUGAGAUGCUUUUACUUCCUCUCAGCCUAAGCUCUGAUCCUCAAGUGCAUUAUUAGUAUUACUGUUGUAAACAUUAAACAUUCAGUGAUCUGUUGAGCCAGAUGUAUUUUGAUGGGAUUGAGGCUGAGCUUUAAGCCAUUUGGUUUAUCUAAGCUAUGUUUUCAAGGCUUUCUAAUUCUCAGUUGUCAAAAAUGAACUUUCAUUUAUUAAUGAAAAAGGGAAAAUUUUUAUUUGCCUGCAUUAAAAAAAGAGCACAAUAAUGUGAGAUUUCUUACAAAGCAGGAGUUAGAAAUGAGAUUUUUAUCAUUAUGAGUUUAGACAACUAUAUGGUUCAAAAGUGACCAUAACUUACAGUUUUAAAUUUCUAUUUACACCCUGUGCUGCACUCUGGGAAUAGUUGCAUAAAUCCCUUUUUGAAGUCAGGUCAAAUUUGAUACCAGAAACAGAGACCAGCAGCCACUGAGUGAGGAUGAUCUAGGAACCAUCAGACAAAGUGGAAAAAAAACUCCAACUCACAGAAAACCAUCUUGCAGAGAGGAAAAGGAUGAAUAAAAAAGGAAACCCCAAACAUCAAUACCAAGAAGGCAAACCCCAGCCCUCAGUCAGAGGCUGUGAAGGCAGAGGAAGCCGGCAGGUGGACUCCGAAAGCCCUCAUAGGAGUGAGCCUCUUCCUGUGGCGGCCACACAUCAGCACAGCCCGUGGAGGAGCUUCUUCAGCUUCUUCUUUUUCUUCUUCUCUCUGGUCCCCAGCACUGGCAAGAUGAAGUGGAGGAGGAUCGCCAUCCUUGCCACCCUGCAGGCCCAGCUCCCAGCCACAGAUGCUGCAUCAGUUCUUGGCCUCACAGAUCCCAGGCUCUGCUACGUGCUGGAUGGAUUCCUCUUCAUUUAUGCAGUGGUCAUGACAGCCCUUUUUGUGAAGGCAAAGCUCAGCCAAGCCUCUGAACCACAGCUGCGAGCAGGCCAGGAUGAUGUGUACAACAAACUCUCCCGCACGCGCAGAGAUGAUUACGAUGUUCUGGGAGGAAAGCGAGGAGCAGACCCCGAGCUGGGCGGGAGACACCAGCAGAGGAGAAAGAACCCUCAGGACACUGUCUACACUUCACUGCAGAAGGACAAGAUGGGUGAGGCAUACAGUGAGAUUGGAAUGAAGGGAGAGCAGCAGAGGCGGCGAGGCAAAGGCAAUGAAGGUCUCUACCAGGGGCUCAGUGCAGCAACCAAGGACACUUAUGAUGCUCUCCAAAUGCAGCCCUUGCCCCCUCGCUAAGUGGGAGCCUCAGAGGGGAUGGGCAAGAGCGAGAGAUGCCCACCUGCUUUGGGGAGGAGAGGGGGAAAGCCUUUUUCAUCCAACACAAGCACUGUGUGUUUUCUCUGUGCAAGAAGCUCCUUGGGUUGGUGCACAGAAUCUGGACCUGGCCUUUUCCUUCUCUCUCUCUCCUCCUGAAUUAUGUAACUGCUUCUGCUAUUAGAAUGUACAUAUUUGUAAAGUUGUUUCCAUUUGUAGUGGGUAUUAGGCUGAUUUUUUUUUUUGAUCAGGUUUGUGUUGUGGGGACCAGACCAUACCUUCUAACAAACACAGCUAUUUCCAUAGGUCUUCCUUGUCUUCCAGAGUAUUAAGAUGUGGAAUUAUGGCUUUAUUUCAUUUAAACAAUUUGCAAAGAUUUACUGUAUUUACUUCCUGUAGUAUUUAUCUUAAGACUUUUUUUGCUUUAAAUUUGCCUUUAAAAAACUGCUUCAGUGGAGGGCAACUUUUUUUCUUUAAUUAUAAAGAGUGACAUGAUGUUAGUGAAGUGAAGCAGAGAGGCUGAAUGCCAGCUUUCCAGUAGGAAGAAAAUGAGCACCAAUAUCCAAAAAAAAGAUCAAGCAAUGGCACUGCCACUCAUCCAUAAAUAUGAGCCAGGUAAGCUGAGUGAGACACUUCUCUGAAGGCAGAAGAACAAAGAAAACAAGGAGAUGGGUUCCCCUAUUAUCACUUCCAGACAACAAACUCUACAAAAGCCAACGUAAACGCAGUUUCCAACCCGGUCUCUCAUGAGGCUGCCUCUAAAAGGUGCAGGUAUCAUUCCAAGGAGGCACCAGUUCAAAAAUGUCCUGUGUUUUUGAUUAAUUAAUAAAAUAGUGCCACAGUCCCAUGUGCGUGUGUGGAGAGCAGCAGUGGGAAUGGCAUGAGCUUCCUACCUGAGGCAUUCAGCCUGUCUGCACCCAGCAGCACCAUCUCCCAGGGAAGCUGAGGAGGACAGGAUUCCAGCAGGAGCUCCUGCACACAUCCCAGAAGCUGGGAUGGGCUGUUGGGAAAAUGCCCCAAGGCACUGAUACCCCCAGGUAUCAAAGGGACAUUCACCUCCUGCUGCCUCAGCUUUGCCCAUGCCUCGCAAGGCUGCACAGGGAAGCCUGGAGGAAUUCAGCAAGGACAAAUCCAGCCCAGCAACAUCAGGGGCGUUUCACCUCGACUCAGGAACUGACCAAGUCAUCUCAUCAAUCCCCACAGAAGAAGCAGAGCUAAAGCAAGGCUGUGGGAACAAGAGCUGCUGCUCUGGGUGCUGGCCAAAUGAGGUUAUGUCUUCUUUCCAGGGACUGGGUGGGUUAGCAGCAGAAAAACUUGCUGAAAUGGGUGCUAUGCAAGUUCCAAGGCAGUUUUACUUCUUUAAGCAGUAAAACUGUACCUGCAGUAGGUGCUUGUAGCUUUUAAAGAAUAUUUGCAAUAAAUUAAAAGCAAAAAAAAGUAAACUGAGACAUGGUAAUGAAUGCUUCUCGCAAAAAAAAAAUAAAAUUCCUAGAGCCUUUACUGUUCUCUGCAGUGACAAGAAAAAUUGAGAGAACUGAGUAAUAACUGAGACAGCUGAGCUGAAAAUUACAAUAAAGUUAUGCUGCAAAGCACUCGAUGCAAGAACAAAGAGUGCUGAAAACAGCUUUCUCUUUUUAAAUCACCAUAACUGUAUCUGCAAGAUGUAGAAGUCGCAAGCUUUGGCAGCAUGAAAUACCAACCACCAAACAACAGGAAUUAAAUUCUUUGUAGGGCGAAAAAAUCACCUUUCUGUUCUUUAUAUAUCAAUGGAUACCCUGAUUUUAAAAAGCAUCCAACACCGGUUUUGGGGCCACUCACCGUGGGGUUGAGCUGAGUCUCCUCUUUGCCUUCAGGAAACGACUGAAGCUGUUUCCGCUUUAGGGAGAGGCGCUGAUAAAUACAGAAUUAGAACAAAAGCUUCAAGCAGAGUGCAUAAAACCCAGGCUCUCCUCCAGCUUGACAAGACAAAGGGGACCACAGAUCAAUCUUCUGGCCCAGUUUGAUGCACGGGGGAAGGGGAAUCAGCUUCCCCUGACACAUUUAAAAACUACAAACAAGUGCAUACAUGUUAAAACACUUGGAAAAUGGUUUAAUGAUGUUUACAACAGAAAUGAACUGUACAAUUACAGUAAGUUUAAUAUAUAUAAAAAAUUACAGCAGACAAAUGCAUCUACACAAAAUCUACCUUUUCAUUCUGAUUUACUGUAAUCUACACAAUCUCUCAAUGCCUACAGCUAUCUGUAGGCAACCACUGGGAAAAUAAUAAUAAUAAUAAUAUAAUAAUAAUAAAGGACAUCUUUAAAGAGACAGCAUUUCGCCUUCCUCCUCACCCUUAGUGUGAUCAGCAAGGUUUUGAAAUGUGUGGGACUCUCACAUUUCAGUCUCCAGAAAAGCUUGGGUUGCGUUUGGGUAGGGUACUCCCACAAUGGCCCUUGAUUUCAAGUGUUCUGCUGACCUCAAGUGUAUAAAUGCAGUGUAUGAGGAAGGCCAAGAGAAAAAAAAAACCUCCCAGCCAGUGUAAGCAGGCAGUUGCACAGAGCAGUGAAACCAUUAGGACCAAAAACUUCUCUUAUUUAGAAAAGAAAGCAAAAAGGGACUGCCCAGACACUACAGACAUUGACAAAUCCUCAUUUCUUUGAAAAUUAUGAUCAGAUUCAGAAGAAAGGGCUUGGUUUUCCACUCCCAAUUCUUCAUACAAAGGGGUAGUUUUCAAACUAACACGGUAAAUACUUUUUAAAAACAAAAUUUAAGCUACUUCCUCUUUGGCCCACCCCUUAAAAACAGUGAAACCCCCUUUGCACUGAGAAAGAACCUCAGGUCAGUGGGGAAAACAAAAGAACAUGCUGUCUCUUUAAAAAGAAAGAAAGAAUCCCAGUUGGGAGCGGCCAUCAGUGAAAAUGCAAUCCAAAUUGGUGGUUUGGUGGAAAUUCCUCACGGAAUAUUAUGUACAGUUUAAAAACCCUUUGUAGUUGGUUUUUCUUUUAUUAUUAUUUAUGAACACCUAGGCAGUGAAAACCGUUAUGUUAAUACAUACAUAGACACACCCAAAACAUACAAAAAUACUAUUAUUUCAAACUACUAAGAAUAGGACAAGUUCAGUUAUCUCCAUGCUAUGACUUUAAGAGCAUUACACUGAAACAAACAAGAAUUUAAACGACAAUUUUUUAAUAUCCCAGAAAUAUACCAAAAUAUACAUCUAAGCUUUGGAAUUACUGAGGUUAGACUAAUGCAAGUGCUGGGUAAUCGUACUUAAUACACAAGUCUAAGGUUCUGCAGGAAAGAAAUUAUCUUUGGUAUCUGCAUCAGGCUAAUAAUAUUAACAUUUGGAUUUUGCUUUGGGAUAGAGCUUGUCUGACCCUAGAACCAAACACCCCCCAAUCAACUGAGAUUAAAAAGAUCCAUGUAAAAAGUUCCUCCAUUUGCAAUCCCCCCCCAAAAGUUAAAAAGUCACAGGCAUCUACCUAGCAUAAAAGGUUGAGAAAUACAAUGCAUAGUUGCACAGUGGUGCUGCAAAAAUAAAAGAAAUCUAGAAAAAAGGAACUAGAGGAGAAAUGAAAAGCUGCUUCUUCUUCUUUCAGGGAUUUCUCACAACAGGACAGCCUCUUCCAAGCAGUGAAGGGGGGGGAAGCUCAGAAGUGCACCUCAGCGUGUAUUAAUCAACAUCACCCAGCCCCCAGAGGGUUAAAGCACCCAGCAGAGCAGCCAAUCCUGCACCCAAGUCUUCAGCUCCUCAACCCACCUGCGAAGCCCCGGCCUCCCUUCCCAGCGCCUGUGCCCCAGGUUUCACCCUGGGGCCGGGAGUCGCUGCCCGGGGCGUUCUGGAGCCCCGCGCUGGCCCCCAGGCCGGCAGCGACCCUCGCCCAGCCAGCCCAGGCCAGGCCGGCCUCACAGGUGGGCUUGGUGCUGAAGACGCCCUUUGUCUUUGGUUUGUUUGUUUGUUUUGAGUUUAUACAAUCAUUAGGAAAUCUUUGGUUUUGGCUGGAAAUUUUAAAAGAACAAAACAAAACAAAGAAACCGCCCCCUCCCGACUUAUAGCAGCCACCGUGACCUGACAAAGCUUCUCUUUCCCAUGGGGGUAGGGGAACUACAUUCAAAUAAAGAUGGACCGGGUUAAGGAUGCAGCUUCUGGCCAGGUUGGGGAGUGGGGAAGGGAUACAGGAUUGUCAAAUAAUAAAGAAGAAAAUUAAGUAUUUGGAGAUUUCUUUUUGUUUGUUUGUUUGUUUUUUUGGUCAUGUUAAAAAGUGAGUAGCAUGUAUGCAGCACUGGGCUGAGAGUGCCUCCUGGCCCUGGAGCUCAGUGUGGCUCUGGGGUGGGAAAAGGCAGCGUGGGUGGCCCUUUUCCAUGGAGAGUGGAGGGGAGGGGGUGGAUAUUCACAGACUAAUCAAGAGGACCCCUUGUAACCAAAGGAAAUAAGAUAAGAUUGCAAUUUGCCCUCACUUUGCAGUAGCUUUUAAGCAGCGACAUUCAGAGGCGUUAGGGGGUCACUCCCCAGGUUGCAGGUCACGGGGUGCUAUAGGCCAGAGUUCAGUGUUAAUCAAAGGAGGGAGGGCAGACUUGGCAACUCUGUGGGGUUUGGAGAAAGUUAAAGCAAGUUACUCAGUUACGAGUUAGAAAUGAGGUAUACGACAGCUCCUGUACCUGUGGCGGAUAAACACCCCACACCUACUCACACCUAGCCUUAGAUACUACCACAGAGGAAGGAAAUGGAACAACGGCACUGGCGGGGACCAAGGAGCUCCUGCCCGGCCCUGCGCAGGGAGCGCUGGCACUCGAGGGGCAUUCGGGGCCGGUGCUGCUCCAGCCCUCCCCGAGCCGCCCUGCAGCGCUGCCUUCCCUUCCCCGUGCUGCGGGGAGGCGCGGCCCGGCUCCCCGGGAACUCGCCGGGAGCGGCCCUGAGCUCCAAGUCUUUCUCUUUGCGUUUUCCCCUCGGACUCGCUCAGGCGCAGGGAGCACCAGGGUCACAGAGGCCGACACAUGGAGAGUGAAUGGGGGAAGAACUAAAGGUUUUGUCUCAACUGCCUUGUUCUCAGGACACUGUCACGGGUGCUCUUGUUCCUAAAUGGUUUCUCAAGGGGCUUGUGCGAUCUCCACGAGCUGCCCCUUGGCAUGCCGUUCCCUAAGGGCUUAGGAUUCCUACUGUUAAAUAAUUUCAGGGGUUUAUAGCACCGCAACGUGCCGGCUUGGAACGCACACGAAGUUAUGACAUUCAGGGAAUAGGGCUUCCGUAGCUGCUGCCACAGAACUCCCCAAGGCAGUGUGAAUCCUGAAGUGGAGCCUACAACAGAUAAGACAAUUUCGGGAGGGAAGGGGAAGCUAAUGCAAUAAAUUAAGUAUCUUACGGUAUUAUGUAAAGCUCUGCCGGAGAACAUUCCCCGGCAGACCGACACAGUUUUAAGACAGAUCAGCGUUUUGGUCUGAGCUACUUGACAAUGUCCUGUUUGGUAGAGAGAUGAAAUAAGGCAGAGGGGUUAUGUUCCAGUUCUGGGGCUGAGCCUCAGCAGCACUAAGGAACGCCAAAGGUAUCAUCUUCCCUCGCCUCCCACAAGCUGUUUCAUUUCCUUCCUCAGAUUUGUUUUCCAUAAAGCACACCUUGUUUUCCACUUCUUUUGUUCCAAGUGCUCUUUUCUUUGAGAAGUCAUUUCUUCAAUAUCCCUAUUACCUAUCUAUAAAUCUAACUAGCUCUUUGAAAAGUCACACAAUAUUAAUACCACUUUUACAUAAUGUCAGAACAACAAUUCUAUUAGUAAAGCUUUCAGUGAAGUUCUGCAACCCGAUUGGUGUCCGGAGGAAGAGUAGCUGGACAACCCGCUCUCCCCUUCCUCCCUCCCUUUCUUCACAAGAGCUCACCAAGUUCACUGAUAAAACAGCUCAGCCCAAUAGCACGAUACAUGAACAUGUACAAGGCUACUUUGGGGAGCAAAGAAAGGAGUCUUCAAGGUCCCUCCCUUAAGAGAAAGACCAUCUGCAAAAGCUGUUGAACAGACUCUGACCUUGGACUACACUGCUUCCACAUUUGAAGGAAAGAAACAGUUUUCCCUGACUGUAUCCCAACAUCAGCCUAAGACCUGCAGCACUGGGCAAACCCCAGACACCGUCUGUCUUCACAGAGCCGAUGCAACUCCAUGCAGAAAAGGUGGGAGUACCCGCAAGAGAUGAGGUCCUUAGAGGAAGGGACACUGACCCAAAGCUCAAAAAACCCCCACCCAGCUUUUCCUCUUACCCGCUCUGAGAACAGCAGAGCUGACAACUUAUCAGUGCCUUUGGUUCCCUACGAGGCCACUGGGAAUUCUCCCUCCCCAGUGGAGUCGAGCUCCUUUAGAAACCCAGCUCUCGCUCCCCGCACGCAGCCGGCGCCGGCUGGCGCUCACACGCACUCGCACACGCACCCACCCACGCACACCCUGCCCUCUUCCCCCGCUCCAGCAGCCUCAGGGGAAACGGGCAGGGAGCCUUGGAGCCCACACGGAGCUGGCUGCAACACCCUCCCAAGGCAAGAACCACUCACUCUUCUGCUACUGCCACCGCAACACCGAGACAUCGGCCAGGAGAACGACCUGGUCCCUCGCCAACUACACCUCAAAGCUCCUCUCCCACAACCGUCUCACAGUAUUUCAACCCUUUCAGGCAGACCAGCCAGGUGUUAGGAGUAGGUUAGCUUUCACCUCUCUCAGUUUGGUUUUUUCUUUCAUAGUUUUUGGUCUAGACAGGAUUAGCAUUGCUAUUAGAAAAGGAAGUGUUUAAAAAGUUUUCCACCUAUUAUCAAGCACUACAAGCCCUACAUUCAGUAACAAGACAAGGGGGAUAAAAGGAACCUGUUUCACUUUUGCUCUCCCAGAUAGAUUAAGAUGCGACAACCAUUCUUGUCCCUCCCUGGAGUUAAACACAGCGGACCCAGUUCAGCUCUGGAGCAACUCAACU